Microplitis mediator is the source of this 11431-nucleotide messenger RNA. RefSeq names its product ankyrin repeat and sterile alpha motif domain-containing protein 1B. The coding region runs from base 126 to 4772 and encodes 1548 amino acids. The record is from RefSeq and is a predicted model, not a curated record. The transcript has 19 exons. Gene Ontology annotation, molecular function: protein binding. Gene Ontology annotation, cellular component: cytosol. Lineage: Eukaryota; Metazoa; Arthropoda; Insecta; Hymenoptera; Braconidae.
GCGCCGGUGGAUCAAUGAAAAGUAGUAUCUCGUAAACUCGGUAAAUAUUAGUAGUAAAAUAAUAAUUAAAUAGCAGUGAGUAAAGUGGUGUAAUAUGACAAGUGUUUAAAAGUGUUAAAUGGGACAUGGGAAAAGAUCAGGAGCUGCUGGAGGCAGCAAGAAGUGGAAAUGUUACAAUUGUCGAAAAAAUUCUUGGUCAACGAGCUCGAAGGAGUGGUCCAUUGGCAAGUCUUCGACGAGGUCCUGGAGCUAACGUGCAAGAUGCCAGUGGUUACUCAGCUCUACAUCAUGCUGCAUUAAAUGGCCAUAAAGAAAUAGUGAAACUGCUAUUGCAGCACGAAGCAUCAACGAAUGUAAUUGACGCCAAAGGAUCGUCACCUUUGCAUUUGGCCGCUUGGGCUGGAGAUGCUGAUAUCGUCAGAUUAAUUUUAAGCCAGGGUCCGUCUGUACCGAAUGUCAAUCUCACGACAAAAGACAAUGAAACGGCGUUACAUUGUGCAGCACAGUAUGGACAUACAGAGGUGGUGGCACAACUGCUGCAGUACGGAUGUGAUCCUAGUAUCCGUAACAGCCGGGGCGAAUCAGCGCUCGAUCUCGCUGCACAGUAUGGCAGAUUAGAAACGGUACAAUUGAUAGUGAGAACACAUCCAGAACUCAUCGAACCACUUCGUAAUUCUUCCUCAUCGCUAAUCUUCCCUCACACACCACUGCAUCUAGCUUCACGAAAUGGCCACAGGGCCGUUGUUGAAGUUCUGUUGGCAUCCGGAGUUGACGUCAACACGAGAACUUCUGCUGGUACUGCGAUGCAUGAGGCUGCGCUUUGUGGAAAAAUGGAAGUUGUGAGAACACUUUUGGACCGCGGAGUUGAUUUGGGGAUACGCGAUGCAAGACACAAUACGGUGCUGGAUCUUCUGGGGCAGUUCCCGCCUCAUGUUACUCAUGACAUUACCGCAGUUAUUAAAAGACAUCGAUCGUCUUCCGGCGUGGAGAGUGACGCAGACAGCGAGCAUCUUCCACGCACAAAUGACACUCUGGGUAGCCCAUAUGACAAUGCGCGUGAAGAUCUUUCUCCAGCAGAAGGUUCGUCGCCAACGCAGUGGCAGUUUUAUCACAAACCGCGAGACGAGGACCGCCGAGUAUCCGGUACUUCAGUCAUGUCCUUCAACGAUUUUGAUGGCAACUACUACUACGAUGCUCCGGAAUUACAAGUGACCGAAAGCUACUCGGAUCCAAGUUCAUUCUUCGACAGUGUCUUGAUGUCAAUGUCAGACACUCUCAACUCAAUAAACACACUUGCAAGCUCUGAUCAAACAACACCCGAUGACAACAAACCUAUUGACAUUUAUAUCAACACACCAGUAUCACCGCGAACACGGGGCUCUGACAGCGGACUAUAUCAGACGCCACCGGCACCAAGAUGUACUGAGGGCAGCUACGUCUCUGAGGACCUGUCCUUGACAUUGCCCCCGGGAUUUACUGGCAGGGAGUCUGAUCAAUUGAGUGUCUCUUCUUCGUCAAGUAUUGGAGGACCUAGCCCUCGGGACAGACGAUGUUUACCUAAUGAUUCUGGUAUUUCCGGAAUUUACUUGCCCAUGGCGCCGCUGUCUAGUUCACUUCAUAGUCCUGCCUCUAAUAGUAAAGUCUCGCCAACCCCACCAAAAAAACCACCGAGAAGAAAUUUAUCGGUAUCACCAACCCAUUUGCAAACUCAGAUGUCAUUGUCAGCAGAUUGUUCACUUGGUCCCAGUAAUUACGAAUAUUUAUUUCUUGCACGAAGUGGCGCUCGGAGUCACAUUGAUCUCGAACAAUUGCAAACUCGGCGAGAUCAGCUUCGUCACGUAACCAGAAGUGUCGACCAAUAUGUAGACAUGAAAUCGCGGUACAGUACAUCAGAAAGUACCAAUAGACGACCAGACGUCGAACCAGUUGCUCUGACGGCAGUGUACGGCGACCGUUUGAUAAAACUUCAAAACCCAAGACGGAAAUUACGGAGACAUUGCGAAAGAGCUUAUGAAAAUUAUGACUUCGAUAAUAAUGCGGCAGUUGAUGAGUCACCGUGCAGUGAAACUUCCCACGACCAAACGUUUGUUUCAAAUGCAUUUCUUACUUUGAAAUCCUCGCAAGAGAGUUUGCUGGAUGAUAGACGGGAAAACGGCGAUGCACAAAACGAGAGCCAAAUUAUGGGAGAUGGACGCGAAGCUACGGAUAAAAGACUCAAGAGGGUUCAGAUGCUUAUUCCGACGAGUCCUACUCAUUAUAUACAACCGCCUACUCCAGAUCAUCCUCCACCGUCCGCUCUGCAGGCAGAGAAGUCUAUUCACGAACGAAUUCGUCCACUCAGUCAGGUAUACAAACGUCGGUCACGUGACAUGGAAACAGAAACGGACGACGAUUUGUUACAAUUUCAACCAAGUGGCUCAUUAGACGCCUCAAGUGGUUCAUUAUCAAGCGUGUCCUUAUCUGACAAAAGUAUGUCCGCAGACAACGUCGAGGAGUACUUCGGUGACGUCCCGUUUGCAGUAGCUAAUAUGGACGUGCCAAACCACGGACGUUCCCUAGACAGUUUACUGAAGGGCUCGGUCACGGCGGAGCGGCCGCGGACACUUAGACGGCUGCGGAACGUCUACGCACCUGCAUGCGUUAUGGGCACCGGCAGCUUGGAUUCAUCCAGCAACGACCGCAUUAUUGAGGAUGCCAAUGCAGAUCCAGUACUGCGGGACAAAGAUCGUGAUAGAGACGAAAAAUCGCUAAGUAUUAUGAGCCCAUUUGAUGAACAAGAAGAGUGGGCCAAAAUAUCCGAAAUAAUGGCUUCCUUUGGGACCGGACUUGUUCGCGAAUCUGUUUUUGUUAAUGAAUUGGAGAAAGAAUUCCAAUCGCGGCUUGGAAUUGGAUGUGAAACAAACAGUCCAACAGUUACAACAACCGUCGGGCAGUGGUUAUUAAAUAUAGGCUUUGCUGACUACGAGUCACUUUUCUUAAAUUAUGGUUUCGAUGACCUCAACUUUAUUAAUGGAGUACUGGAAGAAUCGGACCUAAAAGACAUGGGAAUAACGAGCGACACGGAGCGCGCUGUGAUAAUGAACGCCUCGCUGUCGCUGAACAAGCGCGUCGACAAGAGAUCUGGGUCCCAGGCGCGGACACUCGAGGAGUGGCUCAAGGGAAUAAAUUUAGAGAACUACUUGGAGACUUUUAAAAAACAUCUAUACACAGAUAUGGACCGAGUUAAAAGAGUUUGGGAAGUCGAAUUGGCGGCCGUGCUCGAGAUACACAAACCCGCUCAUCGGAAGAGGAUUUUGGCCUCGGUCACUGGUCCUAGUCCGAGGUCAUUGUCUACUAAUGGACGUGGAUCUAAUUUAGAAGAUCUUAAUAAAGAUCUAAACAAUUUGAAAACUAAUAUUCAGCAGUUAAAAGAUGAAAUCUGCGAUAAGUUGCCUGAGACUUCUCAAGAUAAUAGAAAUACCACGCAAACUUCAACAACAACAUCAACGACUACAACAACAACAACAACGGUGACUGGAACGAACGCAACCACUACCGGCACCUUGAGGCACCGAAAGAAUCGCCCGGCACCCCAACCUCCUCAGCGACCACAGAACGGAACUUCAUCAGCAAGUGCUCCAUCUGCAGAACAACUAGAGAUACGUGCGCCCUCUGAGUUACUUUUUGGUGUGCCCUCGACCCUAAAAACUCAGUGGAGGCACCAGCCCAAGGUUCUAGUCUCCGGCAACAUCACCUAUGUCGCCAAUUACUUGGGUUCUACAGUAGUCAAAGAAUUGCGUGGCACCGAGUCGACUAAAAAAUCGAUACAGAAACUCAAAAACACUUGCAGAGAUCCUCGUGUGAGCCUGGCUAUCACACUAGCGAUUUCUUACCGCGGGGUCAGAUUUUUGGAUACGAAUACUAAUGAACCGAUUUGCGAUCAUGAAAUUCGUAAUAUUCAUUGCGCGUGCCAGGAUGCCGAUGAUUUAACGCAUUUCGCAUACAUUACUAAGGAUCACGCAAGUCGUACACAUUUUUGUCAUGUAUUCUGUGUACCCACAAUGGACCAAGCCACAGAAGUAAUAUUAACCCUUGGUCAAGCUUUCGAAGUCGCUUACCAGAUGGCAUUGAAAGACAAACUGACCGGAAAUAAUCAGACGGUGCGCUCGCAGUCAGCAAGUCAGCUGACAAAUAUCACACCGUCUUCAACUUUGAGUAUUAAGACUACCUCGACUAAUCAUAGCAAUGAAAGUCGUGCCAACGAUAAAACAACACCAGUAAAAACAAUAACAAUAACAACAACAAAUGCAGACAUUAAAAAUAAUUCAAAUAUCACACCAACAAUAAAUAGCAAUAACUCAAACUCUUAUAACUCCAAUACUCUUAAGGCCAAGUUAAAAGCAAACAAAACUACCGCGAAUGUAAAUACAAACGCUAAUGCUACUACUAUUAGCAAUAGUAAUAGUAAUAGUAAAAGUAAUAGUAAUAGUAAUUCAAAUUACAAUUCAAAUUCACAUUGUAAUGUUAACAUGAGCACAAAUUCACACGGGAUAAAUGUCAGUGGAAGUAAUUGCACUUCCACUGGGAAUCCAAAUGCCAAUUCAUCGGGAGGACCAGCGGUAGUGCCGCCAAAGCCAUUGGUAACGCACGGGCGGUCACACUCAGUAAACGACAUCAAGAUUAAUGGGAAUCAGUUAAAGCUCGUGCCAACUCCGGUUGAUGACAUCGGUAUCGGUGUCAAAGACAUGAAGGCUGGUUCGCGUGCACCUAUUGCGCUUUCUGAAGAGCUCUAAUUAUCGACUACGGCAUCAUCAAAUAUCAACAUCACCAUCAACAUCAACAUCAUCAUCAUCUAAAUUAAUAAGUUGGUUUAUUUAUUGAAAUAAAUAAAACUGUGAUUAAUUUAAACACUUUAUCGAGUCUUCAAAGACAACGAGUUAUUUCUAGUGAUUUAAAUUUAAAUAAAAACGACGAAUAUGAGAAUCGAUACAAGCAAGAUAAUUCGGUAAGUUUUUAUUUAUUUCAUUUUUUUUUUAUUGACAGUCGAAGUUUCCUAAAGUUGCUGUUUCCCCUUCUCCCCACUCUGGAUUCUCUCAAGAAUAAUGUAUUCCCCUAUGCGCGUUCCGGUGCGUCACAAAGUCGAAACAAACCGAAUUAAACAUGCGUCGAGGCUAACCUUAAAUGGUUCUUUAAUUAUUUUUAAUGUUGUAAUGUUAAGUAAAAAAACAAAAUGGAAAACAUUUCAGAUAAAAAAACUAAACAAUUUUCUGCAUUAUUUAUAAGAUGUUAUUACUAAAAUUUGGCUAUUUUCUUGUGUCAACUACACUGACACUUGUGAAAAUAGCAGAUAUUUCUGUAAGAAAUUUUUCGGAAUUUUCUCUGAAAAACUCAGUUCUACAGUUCUAAAGACUUUUUCAAAUUUCUACAGACUUUUUAAGAGUUAUUCAGAGAAAAGUCCGAAAAAUUUCCACCAGGGAUCUGACAGUUUUUCAACAGUUUAUAAAUAUUCAUCUGUUCUUAGCAGAAAUUAAAAAAAAAAUUAAUAAAAUUGAUUGCAUCUUGAAAAUACUUUUGUUAAUUAUUUAUAUGUUGCUCUGAUAGUUUUAUUUUUCGAAAGGAAUUUUCUGAAAAAUUUUUUUCACUACACUACUGUGUCUCCUGAUUAAUGAUGACAAAAAUUGUAUUUUUAGGUUAACUAUCUCGCAUAACAAAAUAUUCAAUCAUUUAUCUAUGUUUAAAUCGCGCGCCAGAAUUUUGAAUUCUGAUUCGUCUUUUUACAAGACAAGUGGGAGACAAUCCGAGCAACUUUAGGGAGCUUGCAACUUAAGGAAGGGCAACUUUAGAGAGCUUCGACUGUACUUGGAGUGCAGUAAAGAAGUAUUUGAUUAAUCGAGUCGAAAUAGAGGUUAGAAAUAAAUAACAUUCCCUUUAAAAUGUUUUUUGAUGAUCUUUAUUAAUAUAUAUAUAUACUAAUUACAUUAACAUAUGCUCAAUACUUUAUAUUAAUUGUUAGAUUGAGUUUAGUUUAUCAAAUUGUUUUUUUUUUUAAAUUAUCCUUUUUUCUAAUGAAAUUUUUGAUGGGUUUUUAAAACAAUGAGCCUACUUUUUCAAUAUUUUCUAAAGACUGACGAUUUUUCAUGUGACUAGGCUAUUUUACACCUACGCCAUUUUGUGAGCGCCUGCCGCCAUUUGUAUUAACAAACUGACGGCCGUUUUCGUUCACCUGCAAACUUUAAUGACUUUUUAAAAACAAAAUAUUUAGUAAAUUCGUUUAGUUAAAUUUUUUUCGAUGUUUAUUAAAGUGAAUUUAAAUAAAUUUAUUUAAAUUUUUGGAAUUUAGUGACUCAAAUAAAUUAAGAAGUCAAAAAAAAGCCUAGUCUCGGUGUCCACGUUAUUGCAACUUUAUUCGAUAAUUAUGACAAUUAAGAUUUCUAUUAAAUCUACUAAUCAAUAAAAUAAUUGAGAAUAAUUAAAAGUAUAAAUAAUUAGCCAAAAAUAAUUUUAAAGUAGAUUGGAAUUUUUGGUGUAGAAAAAAAAAAAUUGGAGGAAAAAUGUGGAGAGAGCUGAUUCCAAAGUACUUUAAUUAACUAACGAUAAAUGUUUAAAAUUAUAAUUAAAAAUAAAAAUAUGGGCAUUUGUAAAAUUUAUCUAUAAAUGGUCCUAGAAAUUUUUAGACGCCACUUUAACUGGCAUUAUUUAUUAAAAGAAAAAAAUAAUAAUAAAAAUAACAAUGAGUGUAUAAAAGAGCGAGCAAUUACGACUGAUAAACAGGACUGCGUGUCACUCGGUGAUAAUUGGCUUAAAUAAUUAACAAAAAAAACAAUAUUGGAUAAUAAAUAUUUAAAUACAGUUGGUAUAGAAUAGACCAAAGAUAGCGAGUGAAUAAAAGGUAAAUUGACUUUAGAUACUAGUAAUUUUAAAUUAAAAUUUAUCAAUAGUAACUGAACUGCCAAAAAAUCCUCUACGGAUUGUUACUGUAUUAAAAAGUGGACCGACGAUUUAAAUGAAAUUAUAAUAUUUUGAGAAGAGAAUUAAUUAAUUAUUAAUAAUUAAAUGCAUACCAAAGCACGUCGGUAUUGUAGAAAAUUGUAUACUAUCAAAUGAUGAAUUUUCUUGAUAGUUAAUAUUGAUAAUUAAUAAUUAAUAACAGUAACAAUAAUGUUUUAUAAUUUUCCUCAUUUUUAUAUUCGCGUUUAUUCUAAAUACUGCGACGCUUUUAAUGGAGUUGGUUUCUAUAUUUCCUGCCAAAAAAAAAAAAUAUUAGCUUCGAUAAGUAAAAUUAUGCCAUGCCAGUAAUCAAGUAGACAAAAAAAAAAUUCAGCUAUGACUUCCAUAAAAAUUUUUUCUUUUAUUAAAUAAAUUUUGAGGAUUCGUUUUUUCUAAUGAUGUAGAUUUGAAUUUUGUCUUAAAUAUUAGGGUUAAAUAUUGCUAAGCAUACGUAGUUACUCUUUAAAUCUUAAACCGAAAGCGGAAUUUGGAAAUCAGUUUUUUGUGAUCCGGAAGUUAGCAGGCAAUAAAACAUUUUUGGAUUUUUUUUUUUAACAAAUCAAUUACAAAAAAAAAAAAAACUAAAAAUAUGUACAUGUAUAAAAUUUAAAAAACUACAAGUGCAAUUUUUUUAAAUAUUUUUUUUUUUAUAAUUUAUUGUUUUUAAAAAAAUUCAAAAAUUGUUAGACGCCUGCUAACUUCAGUAUCAUAGACAAUUAACAAUUUUUGGAUGUUUUCUUUUUUCAACAAUUUAAUUAAAAAAAAAAAAAAAAAAAACUCAAAAUGUGCACAUGUAGAAAAUUAGAAAAAUUAUAAGACGUCGGCUAACUUCAGUAUCAUCAUUUUUUUUUAUUUUCUAUCAAAUAAAUUUUUUUUUUUUAAGGAAACAGUGAACGAUAUAAAAUUAACUGAAGUUUAAUAAAAUGAAAUUUUAUCAAAAAUUUUUUUUUUAUAAAUUUUAGGGCAAAAUUUAGCCGCGUAAUUUUUUUUUUUUAAUUUAGAAAUUAAAAAAAAAUCAUAAAACAAAGAAAUUAAUUUUAGAAAUACAUUUUGUCCAGAAUUUUCUCAAAUUUUGUUUAAAAAAAAAUUUUGAUUCAUUGUCUAUAUCUCGUCUGUGAAAAUUAUGCACAAAAAAUUUGUUAAAAAAAAAAAAAAUUGUUAUUAUUUAAAAAAAAAAACUCAUUUUAUAAGCAACUAAAGUCAUUAAAAUAUCAAAGAAAAAAAUGAGGAUUUAAUAUUAUUGAUGUUAAAAAGAAUAUCAAAAGAUCGUAACUCUUUCUUACAAUUUGCGUGUAGCGAGAUUUAAUACCUUUGAGCUUUUAAUAAAACGUUCCACAGUCUUUUCACCACCAUAACGCAUUUCAAUUCCAGCAAAAGCAUCAAAGAAAUCUAAAGAUGUACAUAAUUUCUAUGACAAAUCCAAAUUUAAUUAAAGUUUUUCUUUUUCACUCCAAGAGAACUGAUUCCAAAGCCGCGAUUUAGAGAUUGAGCUUUCACUAAUUAAGAAAAAUUAUAAUUAUACAUGUUUAAAUGAAAUAUACAAAACACCAUAAAGAGAAUUAUUAAGAAUAUAAAUUAAUAAUAUAAAGGUUUUGAGAACGAGUUUAAUGAGUUGUGUCGUAAAAAGGACGAUCGUUAAAUAUAUUCUUAUGAUUUGUGAUUAUUGUCACGGCAGCUCAAAGGGUGUGUGUGCGCGUGAAAAAAAAAAAAAAAAAAAAAAAAAAAAAAAAAAAAAAAACAGUAUUGUGAAUAUUGUGGAUUAAGGGUAAAGAAUAUAGUGAAUAGAGUUAAGUAUCGUAGUAAACUAAAAGUUUUAAGGGGCGGAUUGGUUAUGCUGGAUAGUUACUUUUAAAGGGUGUACAGUAGGGUGUCCUACACACCCCCGUGUCUCACUUUAACUCAAUAAAGCAGCAAUACGAUUAGAUAUCUAUUCUAUAAUUCAGUCUCGCUAUCAUCGUUUAACUAUUUUAUAUUGUCUAGAUUUAAUAUUAUUAUUAUUAUAAUCAUCCGUCAUUUUCAGAUAUUACUUAUAGUUACUAAAUAAUAUACUAAUUAAUAUAUAUGCUGAUUAACUGUUUAAGAUUUUUAUUAAACACUAAAUUCAGUUGAUAAAUUUUACAAACAUUUAUUAAGUAUAAGUUUGUCUUUCAUUUUUUAUUGUAAAUUGCAUUUCACUGGUCUCUAGCCGAGUGGUUAGCAGAGAAGCGCGGGUUAGAAUUUUGAUGAUUGUCGAAAAAAUUUUUCAGGUGUGUGAGGCCGGAAAACAAGAGUAAUCUCUUAUACUGAGGCAGAGUUAUGAUGGAAAAAAGGCAAAUUUUCUCGCUUUGGUAAAAAAGUAGAUAUAGAAAAUUUGGAGUGAAUUUUGAGAGAUUACAGAUUUUAUUUAAAUCCAAAUUCACUCCGUCACUCGGAGUUCCAAAGAUUUAAAAAAAAUCCCUCCGUAUAUGGAGUUUGUUUUUUCGUCGAGGUGAUUUUGGAGUGAUCUGGUUUUUAUUGAAACCCGCAUUAAUUCCGAGUCGGAGUUUCAGUAUGAGAUUAAACUUUCCUUCGAAGUAAAUUUCACUUCGGGGGCAUUUAAUAAAUAAACAAUCAUCCGGUCCGCAUUCACUCCGGAUUUACUCCGCUAAUUUUUUACAGUAUACACUGAAAAAAAUUUGGAGUGUAACGCGGAUUGGAUCUGGACUGAAUGUACUCUCUUAAAAUGAAUCAGUGAAAAGUACUCCAAUCAGUCAAAAUUCAUUGCACAAAUAGUCCCAAGUACAUCACUAAAGGAAUCAGUGAUAUACUUGGGACUACUUGGGAAUAUUCACUGAUUUGCAGGUCUUUUCACUGAUUUAUUUUAAGAAAGUAAAGUGAAUGAUUGUGCGUUUAUUUAAUCCCCUUGGAGAAAAAUUCACUCACAUUUUAAUUUUAAAACUCCAAAUUGGAGUGAAUGCGGAUUUAAAUCAAAUCCAGACCACUCCGAAAUCCCGUACGAAAAAAGUAUAUAUCCGGAAUACAUACGGGCAAAAUUGAAUAUAUGUCUCAUAUAUGCGGCAUAUAUUCAGAUUUGUCCGAAUAUAUAAGGAUAUAUACUUUUUCCGUACGGGAUGACUCAGCUGAAAAAACAAACUCCCAAUUUACUCCGUAUGCGGAGUGAUUUUUUGUGAAAAUUCCGAAACUCUGAGCGGUGGAAUGACAUCGGAUUGGAAGAAAAUCCGCAAUCACUCCCGUAUUUUUACAGUCUACUGCAAACCCUUUCUUCUUUUUUUCUUUUUUCUGUAAAUUACAUUUUGUGCGCUGAUACAAAAAUCCAUUGCGAUUGCAAUAUAUUAUUGAUAUUUAAUUUAGUGAAAUGUUCAUUCAGUAAAUCCAUUUUUUUUUUUAAUUUUUCAUUCUAAGUACAGAGGUUAUUUUUUUUUUUAAAUAAUAAACUUCUUUUUUUUAACAAAAAUAAUUUCACAAUUGAAAUUUUAAAAAAUUCAAAUUUUAAAAACGAGAAAAAAAAAUUUAUCAACUGAAUCACUCACUUUGAAAUCUGUUUUUGAAAAAUAUUUAUUUCCACAAUAUUCUCAGCCUCAUAUUUAAAAUAAUUCAGUCUAAAGGUUGCUAGGAAAAUUAGACCAGAAUUACGAAAAAAAAAAAAAAAACAGGGAACGAAGUAUAAAUACAACAAUGAAUAUUAGCUGAAAGAAUGUAUAUAAGUUGGAUCAACGCACUGUAAAAUAAGCGUGUCCGAUAAAAGUAAAUGUGCAAUGUAAUUAUUUAUGAUAUAUUUAUUAAAAAAUCUAUGACAGCUCGAAUACGCUUUCUAAUACCCCUAAUCUGAAUAAUAAUUAAAUUAAUAAAUAAAUAAAUAAUGAAAAAAAAAUAUAUAUAUAUAUAAUGGAAUAAACAUAAAAUGUAUUUGGGAGACAAAUCAGCUUCGGUAAUUUGAAAAGUAUAAUAUAUACUAACAUCGAAUCAAAAAUUCACCUCGUAAUUAUUCGAACCUCAUUUGACUCUCAAUCGGUGCGAUUAUUAUUAACCGUUGUGAUAUUAUUUGUUUUUUAUAGUUAUAAUUAUAAUUAAUUAAUUAAUUAAAAUGUCAUUUAUAUUUGUAAUUUCUAGACUUCUUACGUAUAAUCAGCUUUGCUUACCUUCGUCGAUAAAUAUCAUACUGCAUAUUUAUAUAUAUAAUAUAUACUUUAAAACUGUAAAAUAUUUUUAUUUUGUAAAAGUAGUUAUUUAAAUAAUUAGUAGUACUACAAAAAAAAAAAAAAAUCAAAAAAUUAAUUAAUUAAUUAAAUUAAUUAAAUAAAUAAUGAAUUUAUUUAAAUGCUUUAUCGACGAAUUAGAUGCAAUUUAUUUAUUUGAAAUAUAAAAUGCAGCCUGGUUAUACGCAACACACUUCCGUUUAUUGUAUUGUACACUUGUCUAUUUAUUAUUGUUCAUGUUUAUUAGAGUUAUAUAAAUAUAAAAAAUGAAUAAAAAUUAUUAAAGUGGA